Phytophthora infestans T30-4 is the source of this 1872-nucleotide messenger RNA. RefSeq lists its product as uncharacterized. The record is from RefSeq and is a predicted model, not a curated record. Lineage: Eukaryota; Oomycota; Peronosporomycetes; Peronosporales; Peronosporaceae. The transcript is spliced from 2 exons. Bases 1 to 1872 code for a protein of 623 amino acids.
AUGUACGCGGGAAUUGGUCUUCAGUCGGCGUACAAGACGAUCGACGUGCUGCAAGGAACGAAUAUUGGAACGGAAUCGUUCGGCAUAAUGGAAGCGAAGAUCAUUGCGGGGUACUGUGGCGACAGACUAAUUCGAGAUAGCCGCCUUGUUAAGGACGUGUUGAAAGGCAACACAUCGCCAAGAACCGACACGCUUUAUCUGGAGUCACCAACAUCUACCUCGUUCGAAAAAUGCUCUAAUAUCGAGAUGUUUAACUCGGACAUUUAUAACGCUACAUUCCUGUAUAGCGGCUUCUUGGGUCUUGUUGCGAGCGGUUCGUACAACCUCACCAUUCUCCAGGACAUCGAGUUUAUCAUGCCUGUGGUCGACUGCACUUCUCCACCGUUAUUGACGGGCGAUCCAAGUUUGCUUCGCAUUUACAACUUGGUACGUCGCAAGAGUGACCCGACCGAUGUCCACAUUGUAGCCAUUUCUUUUUCCACACAAGAUUACCACGUUGACGAGCAGAGUCGGCGGGGUUCUGCACUCUUGGCCUCGCUCUUCUCAGUGAGUGAUAUGCGUGCUACAAAUGUUGACAACUACUUCGUUCUUGGACUGGACUACCCGUACACAAAUGCUCCAACUUUCAGUGUGUUCACGCUGGAUCGAGUGUCACCCGACGGAUACUGGGAGAUGUCUAGUGUUCCUCGUAAUAUCUCAGUGGAUCCUAUCAUUCAUGUACGUACAGCUCGUCGUCGCGGGUUCUAUCUGCAUGCUGAGUCGGAACAGGCAAAUAUGCGUAAUCUGUUCUGGAAAGUUGAGGAUCAGAACCCGGCAGUCGCUUUAUCAGUAUGGGAAUGGUAUGGUGAACCGACGCUAUUCUCACUAGCGGUGCUGUCGAUCGUGGUAUUCCGUAAUCUGCGCAUUGGUAAAAUCUGGAUCGGCGAUGCUUUCGCUUCGGUAUCGAAUGGCACACUUAUGAUGCGAGGGUUGCUUGUCAUGGCGUCUUGGUAUGUGAAUGAAUUUUGGACACUCGUCGAGUUUUGCCUCCCCGGUGCCAAUGCCAUAUCUGGCUCACAGACGAUUCCCGUUCACUCUGAACUUUCGCAUGCCGAUUUAUUGGUGAUGUUUCUUAGUAUUAUAGGACUUAUUGGACGGUUCACUAGAGAACGUAUUGACCCAGCGUUCGCGCUCUUCCUGUUCGAGAUUAUCCACAGCAACCGACUGGAUAUUAUUCGUGACACUUCCUUUGUGAUGAAAACAGUCGUCGACUACGCCAAUACUGAAUACCGAGCGGGUAUUGCGACAGUGACGGAUGCGCAGAAAGUGUUGUCUCCGAUGCGUCUGUGGACGACACACAUGCUCAACGGAAUCGAUUUCGGGUUUUUGGCUGCUGCCUUGUUCCCCAAGGCACUGCUGGUAGCUCUAAUACUAGUGUACGUUGGGCUGCGGAAGGUGUAUCACCACUUCUAUCCAGACCAGAAACCUACAGGGAUAACAGGACGAAGCACCGGUGACCAAUCAUCCAAUGAGAAGGCUGCCACGGCGCAGAAGGGAAACCUUACCAACUUUGAGCUUUCCACCGGAGCUGAGCUUGAAGCACGCUAUGGACUCAUCUCGGACUACAAAAACUACGUCUUUUUCAAGGGGCUCAAGUUCGCUUCGGCUGACGGCGUAUAUUGCUCAGGAUACGUCGUGGCGAAUGGCAGAUUCCUUGUUGGCUCGAAGGAUCUGCUGUCGAUUAUUAUGAUCAAAGCGUUCCGGUCUCGGUUCACAAACGUGUACGUGUAUGCUGUGGAUGGUAACACGGUUCAGCGUACAGCUCAGCUGGUUUAUCCCGAGACUUUGAGUUGGCAGGACCUGAUCUUCUUGAACAUUAACAUUCUCGCUUAG